AUGAAAGCCGCACUUAUGCAACAAGAAGCAACAGGUCUGGUAUUUACGUUAGAGACUGCAGCACCUCCAACAUUUCUGCCACAAAAAACUCCUGGCCAACUCCUCCCUCAAGGCGCUCUCCACCCCACGGCCCCUCCAGCCUCACGGUCCACUCCACCUCACGGCCCACUCCACCCUCACGACCCACUCCAUAUUCACGGCCCACUCCACUUCGCGGCCCGCUCCACCCUCAAGGCCAACUCCUCCUCAAGGCGCUCUCACCUUACGGCCCCUCCAGCCUCGCGGCCCACUCCACAUUCACGGCCCGCCCACCCUCACGACCCACUCCAUAUUCACGGCCCACUCCACCCUCACGGCCCACUCCAGCCCACGACCUACUCCACAUUCAAGGCCCACUCCACGCUCACGGCGCUCUCCACCCUUACGGCCCCCUCCACCCUCACAGUCCACUCCACCCUCAGGGCCACUCCAGCCUCGACCUACUCCACAUUCACGGCCCACUCCACCGUCAAGGCCAACUCUUCCUCAAGGCCAACUCUUCCCUCACGGCGCUCUCCACCCUUACGGCCCCUCCACCCUCACGGUCCACUCCACCCUCACGGCCCACUCCACAUUCACGGCCCGCUCCACCCUCACGACCCACCCAUUCACGGCCCACUCCACCUCACGGCCCGCUCCACCUCCGACCCACUCCACAUUCACGGCCCGCUCCACCCUCACGACCCACCCAUAUUCACGGCCCACUCCACCCUCACGGCCCGCUCCACCUCACGGCCCACACAUUCACGGCCCGCUCCACCCUCACGAUCCACCCAUAUUCACGGCCCACUCCACCUCACGGCCCGCUCCACCCUCACGACCCACUCCACAUCUGCUGCCCGCUCCACCCCUCAGGGCCCACUCCAGCCUCCGACCUACUCACAUCUGGCCACCCACGCUCACGGCGCUCUCCACCCCUACG
Messenger RNA from Homarus americanus (American lobster), 961 nucleotides. RefSeq names its product extensin-like. The record is from RefSeq and is a predicted model, not a curated record. The annotation marks the transcript as partial. The transcript has 2 exons. Lineage: Eukaryota; Metazoa; Arthropoda; Malacostraca; Decapoda; Nephropidae.